Paramormyrops kingsleyae is the source of this 3568-nucleotide messenger RNA. Its product is annotated as citrate synthase, mitochondrial. The record is from RefSeq and is a predicted model, not a curated record. Gene Ontology annotation, biological process: tricarboxylic acid cycle; citrate metabolic process; carbohydrate metabolic process. Gene Ontology annotation, cellular component: mitochondrial matrix. Lineage: Eukaryota; Metazoa; Chordata; Actinopteri; Osteoglossiformes; Mormyridae.
CCGUCCAAUCCAGAUAGCUUCUACUUGCGGCCCCUAAGUCUCUCUUUCAACCUUCACUACCGCUACCGAAACAGGAGGGGCACCUUCAGCGAGCUUUGCUGUGUGCUGACAGUGGCUUAAGAUCAGUAUAAAAUACAUAUAAAUUUCCAUAUCCUAACCCAGUCAUCAUGUCUCUUCUCACUGUCAGUAGGUUAGCAUCUAGACUCCUGAAUUCAAAGAACGCAGCUUGUAUCGUCGUGGCCUCCAGGCAUGCAAGCUCAUCGGUUAGCCUGAAGGAUGUGCUGGCUGACCUGAUACCCAAGGAGCAGAGUCGAAUCAAGAACUUCAAACAGAAUUAUGGAAAAACCACUAUUGGCCAGAUCACUGUGGACAUGGUGUACGGUGGAAUGCGAGGCAUGAAGGGCCUGGUGUACGAGACCUCUGUCUUGGAUCCUGAUGAGGGAAUCCGUUUCCGUGGAUACAGCAUUCCAGAAUGCCAGAAGCUGUUGCCCAAGGCUCCUGGGGGCCAGGAGCCCCUACCUGAGGGCCUGUUUUGGCUCUUGGUUACUGGUCAGGUGCCCACACAGGAGCAGGUUAACUGGGUGUCGAAGGAGUGGGCCAAGCGGGCAGCCCUCCCCUCACAUGUGGUCACCAUGCUGGACAACUUCCCCACGAACCUGCACCCCAUGUCCCAGUUCAGUGCAGCCAUCACGGCUCUCAACAGCGAGAGCAGUUUUGCCCGCGCCUACUCCGAGGGCGUUAACAAGGCCAAGUACUGGGAGUUCAUCUACGAGGACUCCAUGGACUUGAUUGCCAAGCUGCCAUGUGUGGCAGCGAAGAUCUACCGCAACCUCUACCGUGAAGCGAGCAGCAUCGGCGCCAUCGACUCCCAGCUGGACUGGUCCCACAACUUCACUAACAUGCUGGGCUACAGCGACCCGCAGUUCACUGAGCUCAUGCGACUUUAUCUCACCAUUCACAGUGACCAUGAAGGUGGCAAUGUCAGCGCUCACACCAGUCACCUCGUGGGCAGUGCCCUGUCCGACCCCUACCUCUCUUUCAGUGCUGCCAUGAAUGGCUUGGCUGGACCAUUGCACGGACUGGCCAAUCAGGAGGUGCUGGUGUGGCUGACAGCCCUGCAGAAGGAGCUGGGUGGGGAGGUUUCUGACGAGCAGCUGAGGGACUACAUCUGGAACACCCUCAAGUCUGGCAGGGUGGUCCCAGGAUACGGGCACGCUGUCCUGAGGAAGACCGACCCCCGGUACACCUGCCAACGCGAGUUUGCGCUGAAGCACCUGCCAAACGACCCCAUGUUCAAGCUGGUGUCCCAGCUGUACAAGAUCGUGCCCAACGUGCUGCUGGAGCAGGGCAAGGCCAAGAACCCCUGGCCCAACGUAGACGCUCACAGUGGGGUUCUGCUGCAGUACUACGGCAUGACGGAGAUGAACUACUACACCGUGCUGUUCGGCGUGUCCCGGGCCCUGGGCGUCCUGGCCCAGAUGGUGUGGAGCAGGGCCCUGGGCUUCCCGCUGGAGCGCCCCAAGUCCAUGAGCACCGAUGGGCUGAUGACCCUGGUGGGGGCCAAGUCGGGGUAGAGGGGGGGCUCAAAGGGGCCGACCUUCAGAACUACGCCUUUGGGAGGGAGAUUCAAAGAGACAGUAAGCUUUUAAAGUUAAGUACAGACCUUUACAGUAAACUGUUGGUUUACCCAAAGGCACUUCAGAUAAAAUUUCAGUUUAAGGGGGGGGGGAGGACACACACCUUAUUUAUGUCCCUUUUAUCCCUUGUAGGCCUGACAUUGCAUAACUGACACCCCCUCCCCCACAAUCACCUGAAUUAGCCACCUAUGAUGUGAAGUUUCAUGCUAUGCUAGUGGUUUUUCUUAUUGCAUAAUGGGUUUGUGAAAUUGGUGAGACUGUGCAUCGUGGGUGUGGAUGGCUCACUGCAGUGCUGACCCAGCAACCACCAACUGGAAACAGUGGAAUGCUGUUCUUUCCUGGGGCAGGUUUUGGACCUCACCCCCCCCCCACCCCACCCCACAGACAUGCUGCUGGGCAGCUUUUCAAGAAGAUAAGAGGCUUGCAGAAACUGCCUGAAGGCUUCACUAAACCAGUGACAGAAACCCAACUCUACCCCUGCUGCAUGCGUUAGAGUAAUCCUUGCAUUUCUCCAUAGCUUUGCUCGUUAGGGUCUGCCUUUAUAAAAUAACACUCCAUGGUACAUUGGAUGCUUAUCAGUACGUGAAAAAUUCACAUCGGGGUACUAAUCCAACAGUUUACUGUUAGGUCAGCUAAAAAGCUACUGUCCCUUUAAAUCAGUUACUCUUCCACUGUUGACUUCAGUUAUCCCCUCCUUUCUCAGUUCACAUCAAAUUUUUGACCCCUCAUCAGUCAGAGUAACCUUUUAGAUCAGUUUUUCUCAAUCCGGUCCACGGGGACCCACAGACAGUCCAUGUUUCUGGGAGGGAGCAAAAACAUGCACUGUCUGGUAGGGAGUUUGGAGGGAGCAAAAACAUGGACCGACUGUGGAUCCCCGAGGACCAGAUUGGGAAACACUGCAUUACAUUUUUAGUGGGGGGAGGUGGUUAUGCAGAAAGUGGUUAGGAUGGAUGGGAUUUGUAUUUGUUUUAAUAGGUUCUGUUGCAUGUUGGGUGGCCCAUAGUCUUGUGUUUUUUGUUUUUUUUUCUCCUUUUCCCAAGAGCAGCUUUCAUAUUUGAAACUCGCAGCCAGGUGAAUGUCUGUUGGACACCUACCUUGUUUAAACAGUGUUUGCCUGUGUUGCCCACACCAUGAUAGACCACUCAAGUUUUGUUACUCCACAAUGAGCACUUGUAGUAUCACUAGAAAACCCUUUGUUUCCCUUCAAACCUGACAUGACCCGAUGUAAGAUCAUCUUUUAUAAGUUAUGUUUAAAUUUAAAGCUGUAGGUGUGUUGACACUUUUAUUUGUAUCUCCCGCCAUCUUAAAUGACAACAGUAGUAACACAGCCAAGCCUGACUUGGUUUAUAAGUUAAAGGUGAUCUUAGACUUUCAAGCUUAAUGGUUGUGUAAAACUCAGACAGACCCACACAGGAGGGCUGAGCAGGUUGGUGACGACCAUCUGGCUCUGUGGAGCUUCCUGCUUUCCCUUUAACAUCGGUCUGUAAAAUCAGUGUUAGCUGACAAGCGGUGGUCUUCAGUCAGAGUGGCCUCGGGAAGAAGCCUGUACUUCUCUGGGGCGAUGUCAUCCUCCACUCAAUUUUCAUGUUAACUCUGACUGGUUGAUGGUCAAGCCAGUCUUUAGACACUCCAUUCUGUGAAGCACUGAUGGGACCAUUUCCUCAGCAUGUGCUACAGCCUUCUUCCUACGUUCAGUCAUUAUCCCAGUCUGUGGUUUUUGUCUUUUUAAGUUAAAGUGGCACCUCUCAUGUCAUGGUCCCAUUAGUGCAAACCUCAGGUUAUUCUGUACUGAAGAGAGACACGAAGGGGACAGACACUGAAGUCGGCAUUGCAGGACGGAGAGGAUGGGUGGGGAGGGAAGGUGUGGGGACAGUAUUGUGAAAAUAAUACAGAAAAAAUGGAAAAUAAAAAAAGGAAAAGAUCAGCUGAAA